Sorex fumeus (smoky shrew) is the source of this 907-nucleotide messenger RNA. RefSeq names its product hydroxypyruvate isomerase (putative) (gene HYI). The record is from RefSeq and is a predicted model, not a curated record. Lineage: Eukaryota; Metazoa; Chordata; Mammalia; Eulipotyphla; Soricidae. Gene Ontology annotation, biological process: glyoxylate metabolic process. Gene Ontology annotation, molecular function: hydroxypyruvate isomerase activity. The transcript has 8 exons. The coding region runs from base 34 to 867 and encodes 277 amino acids.
UCCGUCUUCCGGCCGCGCGAGUCCCCGCUGGCCAUGGCCCCGCUGCGCUUCUCGGCCAACGUGUCGUGGCUCUUCCCCGAGCUCCGCGAGCUCCCGGCGCGCCUCCGGGCCGCGGGCCGCGCGGGCUUCGAGGCGGCCGAGGUGGCCUGGCCCUACGCGGAGCCGCCCGAGGAGCUGGCGCGCGCGGCGCGGGGCGCGGGGCUGCAGCUGGUGCUCAUCAACACGCCCCCGGGAGACCGAGAGAAAGGGGAGCUGGGGCUGGGCGCCGUGCCCGGGCGGCAGGCGGCCUUCCGAGAGGGCCUGGAGCAGGCCGUGCUGUACGCCAAGGCGCUGGGCUGCCCCAGGAUUCACCUGAUGGCCGGCCGAGUGCCCCAGGGGGCUGAUGCAGCGGCUGUCAGGGGUGAGAUGGAGGCGGUGUUCCUGGAGAACCUGAAGCACGCCGCUGGGGUUCUGGCUCAGGAGAACCUCGUGGGACUGCUGGAGCCCAUCAACACCCGUGUCACAGACCCCCGAUAUUUCCUGGAUACGCCCCAGCAGGCGGCUGCCAUUUUACAGAAGGUCGGAAGACCCAACCUCCAGUUACAAAUGGACCUAUUCCACUGGCAGAUCAUGGAUGGGAACCUGACGGAGAACAUCCGGGCGUUCCUGCCCAUCGUGGGGCAUGUGCAGGUGGCACAGGUGCCGGGCCGGGGGGAGCCUGACAGCCCUGGGGAGCUGAGCUACCCCUACCUGUUCCAACUCCUGGAGGAUGAGGGCUACAGCGGCUUUGUGGGCUGCGAGUACCGGCCUCAAGGAGACACAGCAGAGGGCCUGAGCUGGCUCCGAUCCUACUGGGAGAAGCGGGGCUACCCCAGGCCUGGGCAGUGAGCUGGGCAGCCGGAGUCCCCGAAAUAAAGACAAGCGGCCG